Molecule: messenger RNA, 1827 nt
Organism: Symbiodinium pilosum
Lineage: Eukaryota; Dinophyceae; Suessiales; Symbiodiniaceae
Source: the annotation of a GenBank genome assembly
AUGGUCAUAGCGGGGAUCCAUGUGACCCAGGACUCGCCCACAGAUGUGCAGUAUGUUGCGACGCUGGUGGUGCUUAUGGUUGGGGUGCUUGUCACAAACAUACUUGGCUUCCUGCAUUUUCGGCGCCAAGAGCGUUCCCUCGAGGCACGCGUUGCUGCUCUGGACAUGGACACGCCAUACCUUGCGUGCAAGCAUGCAGCGCAGAUUGUUCGCGGUGAGCCGUGCGUUGACUGGGAGUUGCUUCGGCUCCGCAAUUCGGUGUGGCGCAGCCUGGUCUUGGCCAUGCUGACCUUUGUCCUGGCAGCCCGCAUCACAUUCGAGAUCCCAGUCUGUCGGGUCAUCUCCACGUUGUCGGAAUAUGCUGUGCAGUCCUACCCGCACUUGGCCAACCAGUCCUUAUGGGUGCAUGAUUUGGUCAGGGAUGGGGUGGACUACCGGGAGUUGCCCCCGGUGCAUCCGGUUGACGCUUUGCAGCCAGCGGCGCGAGUACGAGCCUUACCGCUCGCGAUCGAUGCCUUGCGAGUGGAGCAUGAAUAUUGGCGCGAAACGACCAUGCUGCCCACAUUCCAAGCGUUCCUGCAGAGCUGGGUCACGGGUUAUCCUGUGGACCUCAACACGGAUGGCAAGCAGGGAGGCAUUGGCUCCGGCAACCUGUUAGCAACGAACUAUGUGAUUUUUGACAACUUCAAGAGUAGCGUGGUACAGGAGAAGCAGCGGUUGAAACCCGCUUUGCAAAAUUUCGUGCUCAACUCACCGGAUUUGGCCUUCACCCACCGUGCUGCAGGAGGGGUGGCGCUUUGGGGACUUCCCUGGAAGGGUCUUGUGGAAGAAGUCAUUGCUACCAUCUUGCAGCAUAGAGAUCGCACGCCCAGAGCAACCCUGGUUUCUGACAGGCCGUGGACCCUGAAAGCGGGCGCGCUCCAGUUAAGUGUUGCCAGCGGUUGGAAGCUCUACCUUUGCAAAACUUUUGCAUUGUUGCUGGCAUCCUUGCUUCCCAUUCGUAGAAAAAUCUUGGAGUCAUGUCGCGUGACGGGUCUCGUCGAUGUAGGUUUGGUGACUCUUUACACCAGCCUGGACCUAAUGUGCCUUGUCGGCACGUGGCUGCUGUGUGCCGUGGCACCAGUGGCUCUAGCUUAUGGCGAGCUUGUGAAGAAUGGGGUCAGUGUCAUGUGGCCCCAUAUCUUGAACAUUCUUGAUGUCUUGGGCAGCACGUCGUUUUCGGAGGCCAGAGGCGAGAUUGCCAUCCUCUUAUCAGACGCCUUGGUCAAAGACAUGCACAAAUUGCUCACGAUUGUGCAGUCUGGUAUCCCUGCUGUCGAGUGGGACUUGUCAUUCUUCCUGAAACUUGCCGUUGGCUCCUUGGCUUUUGUUGGGAUGUCUGCUGCAAUGGCCCGCAUCGCAUGCCCGAGAAUGGCAUAUACCACCUGCCUGUCGAUUGGCCUUUGUGGGCCACUCUGGGCUUUCACCAAGGAAGCCAAGGGUAUGGCUUUAGCAAGCCGUGCUGCCCGCACAUCUCUGAUGGUUCGAACUCUGCUCUUUGCAACGGUAGUGGUUUGGAGGUGGAGGAAUGUGGACCAGUUCUCCACACAGCUCUAUGCGGCUAUGGUCUUCAACAGAGUCAUGAGCGCGAUGUUUUUGAAGGUUUGCUGGGUAGUGUUGCUUGUUGUACAUUGUCUGUGUGGGCUUGCAGCGGUGCAUUGCGCUGAGCAGAGCCUGGAGAUUGGAGAUUUUAACAUAGAGCAUCGGUUUGGCAGUGCUGAACUACCCUAUGGGACUUUCAGCACUUUGCCCAGGCAGCCGUCUCAGGCAAACAUGUACGGGCCAUAA